Molecule: messenger RNA, 3078 nt
Organism: Lepisosteus oculatus (spotted gar)
Lineage: Eukaryota; Metazoa; Chordata; Actinopteri; Semionotiformes; Lepisosteidae
Gene: optn
Product: optineurin
Biological process (GO): protein localization to Golgi apparatus; regulation of canonical NF-kappaB signal transduction; Golgi ribbon formation
Cellular component (GO): Golgi apparatus; nucleus; cytoplasm
Molecular function (GO): K63-linked polyubiquitin modification-dependent protein binding
Source: RefSeq, a predicted model, not a curated record
GUCACCGCGGCUGUCAGCUGAGCGAGGAGGAGUUCUGCCCGGGCCAGCGCUCUGCCCGUGAAGAGCAGGAAGCGCACAGCUGUGUUUGCAGCACGGGGAAGUAAAACUUGCAUGUCACCAUCCUACUUGUUUUCGAGCGUGUGCGUUUUAAAGUACACCUUUUCCAGCGAUACAGAAGCGUUUUUUUGAAAACUCUGCGUCAUUACCGAGUACCUUUUCAAACACCCAGAAUGCACUGGAGAGCAAUUAAGUAGCGACGUUGUUGUGUAUUACUGCUGAGCCUCGUCUGACCUGCGAAUUCAGAGGCGUUACCGACUACAGCAUUGAAUCAUAGACCAGCACAGCAAUGGCUUCCGGCGCGCCGAUGGUAAAUGGGGAAGAUCCGCAGGGUCCGGAGAGAUCUCGCCAAGGGCAGGCAAAUGGGGCUCAGGCCGCCCCCCAUGUUGGCACCCCAGAGGAGACCCUGCAGCAGAUGAACAUCCUCAUCAAAGAGAACAGUGAGCUGAAAGAAGCCCUGAAACAAACUAAUACGUCUAUGAAAGAGCGUUUUGAGGGCCUUGCUGCAUGGAAGGAAAAGCAGAAGGAGGAGCGUGAGUUUCUGGAGAACAAGUUUCUGGAGGCGAAGAAUCGCGUGACUGCCCUUACCAAGCGCAAUGAAGAGCUCAGGAAAAGAUUACAGCAUCUGGAAGGGAAUGAAGAAGGGACUUGUCAGAGUGAGAUGGGGGGCCAGAGCUCGGAGGUGGAAGCGCUGAAGGUCGUGAUUGCACGGCUUCAGGCGGAGAAGAGCGACCUGCUGGCCAUGAACUCAGAGCUUCAGCUGAAACUGGGGCGAGGGCUCCCUGAUGAUGCCUUCAUUGAGAUCAGAAUUGCAAAGGAAGGAGACCUGAAACUAACUAAGGAUUUGCCAAGCAGUGAAAAAGAUCCAUCUGCUGCAUAUAUCAGGCCUAAGUCUGAUGAAACAAAUGAACGAAUGGAGCCUGAGGAGUUGACUGUCAGCCAGUUGCUUCAGUCCUUGCGACACGAGUCUCAGAAGGUGGAGAAGCUGGAGCUUGAGCUCCAAGCUUACAGAGAAAGGAUAUCGGUAUUGGAGAAAAAGGCAGAAAUGGUUGUAGAGAGUGCAACUCAGACAUCACUGAUAGUUGAAGGGAAUAUUCCUUCUGAGCCAGUGGGGAUUGAAAGCACAUCUAAAUGUGAAGCUGAUAUCAAAGUUCAACAGAGUGUGUCAGCUAUGCAUGAUACGUCUACAACCGAGGUGGAGAAUUUGAAGUCCCAGAUGAAGUCCUUGUUUAAAGAGCUACAGCAGGCCCAGUCCAAACUGGAUGAUGCUGAAGAUAUGAAGAGAAACCUGCACAACAAAUGUCGUGAAAUCGAGCAGGAUCUUUCUACUCUCCGCGCGCAGUUGGUGGACAAGCAGAAAGUUCAGAAUGAGAGCGACAAGCUGAAACUUCAGCUGGAAAGCAUGCAGUCUGUUGGUAAAAUGGAACAGAGGAAGAUGGAGGAGGAAAAGAGAAAAAUGACUCAGCUGAAGGAUGCCUACACAAAGCUUUUUGAAGAUUAUAAUGAGAUCAAGAAAGCAGCAGAUGGAAACAAGAGGACAGAGGAUGACGUGAUCGAGCUGAACAAGAAACUCGCAGUGGCGGAGCAGGCUUUGGCUGCGAAGCAGCUGCAGAUCGACGAAAUGAAGCAGGACAUUUUUAAAAAGGAACAGGAGCUGGAUACCAUUUCUGUGUUCAAAGCACAGGCCGAGGUGUACUCUUCUGAUUUCUAUGCUGAAAGAGCAGCGAGAGAGAAGAUCCAUGAGGAGAAGGAACGGCUAGCAGCACAAUUGGAGUUUGUGAAAAAGCAAAACAGCCAGCUCCAAGAGGAGAUGGAGUCUUUGGGAAGACAGUCUCUGAAUGAAAUGCAGCGUCGCCACGUGCCCAGGGGCAUGAACCCCCACGGAAAUCCUCCACAGCAGAACGCACCAGGAGCAAGAGGUGCAGAUAACAGAGACUGGCAGCAGCAGGUGAAUAUCCCGGAGCAUGCGUGUCCAAAAUGCAAUGAAAUCCUGCCAGACCUCGACAGUCUCCAGAUCCACAUCAUGGACUGCAUCAUAUAAGCGUGUUGCAAAGAACAAUUGCUUGCUAUGUAACUGCUCUGCACCUACCCAUUUGAAUGCAUAUGUCUCAGUAAAUACAGUUUGUAUACCUCAUAUGAGCACACCACCUAAAAGAAUCUGUAUCUGCAGUGCAUCUUCGGGUUAUGCAAAGUUUGCUGUUGAUUAGAAGAGCAAAAUAUGCAACUAUAAAGACUUCAGUUUGAGCAUAUGCUUUAUUAAUAGCCAUUACUGCAACAUAAGAAGUUAUAAAUGGGGUGUAAUGUGCUGUAAUAAUGUGAAGUAUAAUAGUAAGGAAAUUAUUUACCUAUAAAAUAUGAAUAACGCAACUAAAUACAACAUUGAAGUAUCAUUACUGGUGUCUUGCUGGAGAAAAGUUGUUCAAGCAAGCUAUUCUUAGCAAAAUUAGGUUGGUGUAAGGGUAAAACACUCUAAUCAAAGGUAUAGUUAAAGGAAAGAGCAGGCACUUUUUGAUAAAGAAAUUACUCUCUCAGCACCUUGCCACUAAAUAAAAUGAUUGCUCUGAAUUAAAAACUUACUUUUAUUGUAGGUUUUACUUUUAUUUGUUGUUUUUUCAUGAGCUUUCUUGGGUUUCUUUGAAGAAAUACUGUACAAAUCAAUUAUUUAAAAUGUUACAAGAUUGGUAAAAGAUUAAAGCACUGGAAGUAAAGAUUUGUGGAAAUUUCUUCUAAAUCUAAUGUGACCCAAUAAUACAAUUUAAUAAAAUUAUACAAAUAUAAAAUUGUUAAAAUUAUUACAGUAUUUAAACUGUACUGGAAUUAUAUUAUUCAGAUUUAGGAGGUUAUUUUAUUGUAAAAAUAUUUAAGGUGUUCUAAUUGGGGGACAAUACAAUGGGUUAUAUUGUGUUUGCAAUAUUAUGCAAUGGUGAAUCCUCUAAUAUACACUUUCCCUUUAAAUUGGCUUAAAAAGUUGAAUUCAUAAAAAAUAAAUGCAGAAAAUAAAUGGACUGAAAUAAAUUGAAA